Messenger RNA from Taeniopygia guttata (zebra finch), 3499 nucleotides. Its product is annotated as UDP-N-acetylglucosamine transferase subunit ALG13. Gene Ontology annotation, biological process: protein deubiquitination. Gene Ontology annotation, molecular function: cysteine-type deubiquitinase activity; K63-linked deubiquitinase activity. Lineage: Eukaryota; Metazoa; Chordata; Aves; Passeriformes; Estrildidae. The record is from RefSeq and is a predicted model, not a curated record.
GGGCGCGCUUAGCCAGGGCCAGGUGCGGGAGGAGCCGCUUCCCGCGGCUUGGGAUGCGCACCCACCUGGCUCCGGGCUCCCCAAAAACGGGCCUGAAACAAGCUCGAGUGGCCGCAGCGGGAUGCGAGGGGCCGGGCCGGGCCGGGCGGUCUCGCAGGUGGGCGCGGUGCCUCAUUAGCGGCCCCUCAUUAGCGGCCCCUCAUUAGCGGCGGCCGCGCGCCCGGCACCUCGCGCCUCGCCCGCGUCUCCGCGCUCGCCUCAGCCGCCCCGGCCGGGAAGAUGCACAAAGGCUCCAAGAAGUACUUCGGGCAGAAGUCCUUCAGCGAGGUGGCCAUGGACGAGUACCUGGGCAGCCUGGGGCUGUACCGCAAGAUGACGGCCAAGGACGCCUCCUGCCUCUUCCGAGCCGUGUCGGAGCAGCUGUUUACAUCUCAAAUUCAUCACGCAGAAGUUAGGAAAGCUUGCGUCUCGUUUAUGAGGCAGCACCAAUCGAGGUUUGAAUCCUAUGUGGAAGGCUCGUUUGAGAAAUAUCUAGAACGACUAGGAGAUCCAAAGGAAAGUGCUGGCCAGAUGGAAAUAAGCGCUUUAUCAAUGAUGUACAAGCGAGACUUCAUUGUGUACCGGUACCCCGGGAAGCCACCCACACGUGCUACAGACAAUGGCUUUGGAGACAAGAUUUUACUGUGUUGUUCCGGUAGCGGCCAUUAUGACUCUGUGUAUACAAAACAAUUUCAGGAAAAUGCUGCUAUUUGCCAGGCUGUAUUAUAUGAGAUCCUCUACAAAGAUGUGUUUGGCAUGGAUGAGGAAGAAUUAAGGUCUGCAGUUGAGGUGUUUCGAAGUGGAUCCAAGAAGAACAGAAAUAGUGCUCCUGUAGGAAGUGAGGAUGCAAACUUUGGUUGUCUCCAUGAAAAAGUGCCCAGAAAUCCAUCAGAAAAGAGACUGGGCGACUGGGAAGGCAAUGAUACUGACAAUCCACAGGAAACCAAGUUCAAACAAGGCAUUGAAGAGCAAAAGCCUCCAGAAAAUCCUCCAAAGAUGCCUGUUCCUUAUAAAGUGCUAAAGGCACUGGACUCUACCAUCUAUCGAAAUGUGGAGUUUGAUGUUUGGCUGGACAGUAGAAAAGAGCUUCAAAAAACUGACUACAUGGUGUUUGCUGGGAGACAGUACUAUUUAGGAGAUAAGUGUCAGGUGUGUCUGGAACCAGGAGAGAAGUAUUACAAUGCUCACAUCCAGGAAGUCGGACAGGAUAGCAACACAUUGACUGUGUUUGUUGAGGAGCUGGCAGAAAAGCACACAGUUCCUUUGGCAAACUUAAAGCCAGUGUCACAAGUGGCUCCUGUCCUUGCUUGGAAUAUGGCUCACAACAGAAGAGGAGGAGUUUAUCAGAAAGUAACAGGAGGACACUUCUCAGGAAUAGAAAUGGAUAUGAAAACACGGAAGAGGAUGCUCAAGAAAGUCCGUGGGAAGGAAGUGUUCAUGGCUGUGGCUUACAGCAGGGGACAGCCGGUGCUGCCACCCCGGCUGCAGCACAGCGCUCCCUCGGGGCGCUUCCCUCCCAUCCACUGCUCCCAGGGAGGGGCAGGCAUGGCACCCUACAAACCCUAUCACCAGCAGAACCCUCCCAGGCAGCACCGGGACUCCGGGAUGCCGAGCUCGUACAGCCGCAGCCGCCGCCCGCUGCCCUGUGUGAACAAGGAGUGCCAGUACGGCUUCGUGGCCGGGGCUGCAGAGGAGCCCCGCGGGCCAGAAGAAACUGUAACUCUCUGUGAAAUUGAGGGAGAUGACACUGCUUUUCCUGCUCUGCCUGUGAGUUAUGAACAAAGGAGCAACCAUAGCCCUGCUCCCAUUGUCCAUGGUCCAGGAGCAUUUUGGGUAGCAAGAAGUCCAAACUCUGUUCCAUCUAACAAGCAGACCCUGAGUGCCUUAGAGGAAGAGGAAGAAACAAGUGAAAAUGGGAAAUUUCAUGAGGAAUAUAUAUAUGUGCCUUCAGAUCCCAGCUGUGAAACUGCAACAGUGUUUAGUUCAGCAGAACCUACAGCAAACUUGGUGUUGGUGAACUCUGCAACAGUUUCCACCUCCACAGAUGUUUACAAUGCUCCAGCUACAGGUCUCUCUUCAAAUUCUGCUGCCUCCACUCCAGCCAGUGUCAUAACAGCACCUCCCCCACAAACAGCAGUGCAGCCUGUCAUAGUAUCUCCCUUUUCUGUGGGGAGGCCAGCAGUUUCUUCAGUGCCAUUCCCAAUUUAUUCAGCUCCUCUUCCCCCCGUGAGUGAGGUGGGAGAAGCCAGUGCUGUUCUUCCAGCUUACUCUUGUGAUCCCAGCGGCAGUGAUUUACCUCGAGAUACAAAGGUUUUGCGGUAUUAUUUUAAUAUGGGAUUGCAAUAUUGCCAUCAGAGCUGCUGGCCUUCCAUGAUGUACGUGCAGCCAGUGCUGCCUCCCUCUCCAGUGGAAGUUUACCCAGCAUAUGCUGAGCCAGCUCCUGUCCUGGAUCAGUCAGUGCCUCAGCUCUUCCCUGAUGCUGGGCAAGCUGAGGUCCACCAGGUUCCCUUGGAGGCAUCAGCAAAUGGUAACUUCCAAAGCACAGAGCCUCCACCCCUGUCCUAUGGGCCGGUGUAUUACCCAGUGGUGUCAGACCCCUUCAGCCAGCAGCAUCUGCCUGGCUUUGACUCUGUGGUUCCUGCCUACCGCUACAUUGGGACCUGGCAUCCAGUAAAUCCUCCCCAUGGAAAUUCCCCACCUGUGGCUAAGGCUGGGAGCUCAGGAGCACUGCCCCAGGUGGGCUACAUAGCCUCCCCUAACCCUGCACCUCCUGAUGCACCUCAGGGAAUGUAAAUCUGGGAGCUGGAGGCUCCUUCUUGGCUUCCCAUUUCUUGUUUGCCAGCUCUUGUUAAAUACUGUUCUGUAAGUGUUAUCCUCUCUUGGAGAGUUGAGUCAGUUGCUCAAACUGUGUUCAAAUUUCAUGUUUCUCUUUAGGUUUCUGCUACUGAUAGAUGACAAGAUGUUGCUUUAGUUGAUUAGGAAAGCAUAGGAGAGAAGUACUGUAGUGCAGGGAGCAGCUUGGAUGUGAGUAGAGGACGUUUGUGAAAAAGCAUGCUGUGACUAAAGGCAUGUUGUGUAUCUCUGGGGGCUUGCACUGAACACUUAAACACCUGGUUCUUGCUGAAGCACUGAACCACUGCCAUCACAACUCAGGUAAACACUGGGCACAGGGUCAUUAGAGGGGGAUAAUGUUUAAAAUAAGUCGAGUUUCUCAGGUUUUGCAAAACAAAGCUGCUUUGCCUCUAGUGGUCACAUAUUUGUAAUAGCUGUAUUUCUUCUGUCUGACUUUAUGGUGUGGAAGUUUCAUGGCUGUGGAAAGUGUAAGAAUAAUGUUUUGAUCUGUUGUAUAUUGUUGUAUAUUUGUAAGAUUUGUCUUGUGAAAGCUUUUGCACAUACGGUGGUGGCUGUGGUGGUAAAGUUGCACUGACAACACAAAAUAAAAGCAUUGAACACCUGAAAA